Molecule: messenger RNA, 1334 nt
Organism: Argentina anserina (silverweed cinquefoil)
Lineage: Eukaryota; Viridiplantae; Streptophyta; Magnoliopsida; Rosales; Rosaceae
Product: blue copper protein-like
Exons: 3
Coding region: 116-1180 (354 amino acids)
Cellular component (GO): plasma membrane
Molecular function (GO): electron transfer activity
Source: RefSeq, a predicted model, not a curated record
CAAACUCUUCUCACUGCCUUCAUCUAUCUACCAAGAACAGAGCAAAGGUUUACAGAAGCAGAGCAAACAGGGGCGACCUGAACUAACCCAAAGAAGAACACAAAGCACAGGAGCAAUGACAAUUAGGAACUCGACCAGGGCGGUCUUCGCAGCCCUAGUGGCGGCUUUGGCAGUUAGCUCGGUCUCAGCGGUGACUCAUCAAGUCGGUGAUGGUUUGGGGUGGAACGUCCCUCCCGGUGGAGCUGUGGCUUACAGUACAUGGGCAUCAAACAAUACCUUCAAAGCCGGUGACACUCUUGUCUUUACAUUCACAAGCGGAGCACACGACGUCGCAGAAGUGACCAAGGAAGCCUUCGAUGCAUGCAAUGCAACAAGUCCAAUUUCCUUGACGACUGACUCACCGGCAAGUCUCACCCUUACUUCUGGGGAGCACUACUACAUCUGUACCUUCGGUGGUCACUGUGGUUCCGGACAGAAGUUGGCCGUCAAUGUUACCGGAACUACCUCUUCCCCUUCUCCGGCUCCUAGCAUGAGUACUCCCCCUCCUGCAGCAUCACCUGCUCCGGUUCUUGCUCCAGAGCCAAGCAGCAGUGCUAGCCCCCCUGCACCUGCAACUUCUGCCCCAGCACCAAGCCCCUCAGUUGGACCUACCACUUUCAUUGUCGGAGAUGUCCCCGGAUGGAAUGUGCUCGGCAACGGUACUUACACCAUUUGGGCCUCUAACAAGACCUUCCUCGUCGGUGACGUUCUAGUGUUCAACUUCUUGAAUAAUUCACACGACGUGGCCGAGGUGACCAAGACAAACUACGAGUCAUGCGGCACCUCUAACCCACUCUCCCUCUACAAAAACCCACCCGUUAGAAUCACACUUAACACAACCGGCGAGCACUUCUUCAUCUGCACUUACGCCGACCACUGCAACAACGGCCAGAAGCUUGCCAUCAACGUCAGCAGCAGCACUGCCACACCGACAUCCUCUCCCGCUCCUUCUCCAGGCGGUUCAGCCCCUACUCCAAGCACUACUGCCACCCCACCAAGCGGCACCACCACUCCUUCCACCUCUGGACCCGCCAGUGACGUCACCCCACCUCCCUCAGCUAAUGGCGCGACAACCCUCGGCGUUGCUGGCCUAUCAUCCGCCACCUUCUUGUCCAUUGCCGUAGCUUUGUUCUUGUUUUAAGUAAAUUAAAUCUGUGACGUACCGUAUACAGUUAAUUUUAUUUGGUGUAAUUCAUUUUAGACGAUCACAGAUUCACAGCUAGUGUGAUUUUUAUUAUUGUUAUACAGAUUGAUUAUCUUCUUUUUCGAUGAAUAAUCAAUAAAGCUGGUUUUGA